Messenger RNA from Pistacia vera, 3082 nucleotides. Its product is annotated as pentatricopeptide repeat-containing protein At5g03800-like. NCBI's taxonomy places the organism in Eukaryota, Viridiplantae, Streptophyta, Magnoliopsida, Sapindales, Anacardiaceae. Gene Ontology annotation, biological process: RNA modification. The transcript has a single exon. The coding region runs from base 21 to 2687 and encodes 888 amino acids. The record is from RefSeq and is a predicted model, not a curated record. Gene Ontology annotation, molecular function: zinc ion binding; RNA binding; protein binding.
AUGGUUGGCGCCUUGAGUUCAUGGCCACGACCACCACCAUUAUCCAACCCAAAACCCCCUUUCUUCACUUUUUCUCUGCAGCCCCACCACCGAAACCCAAACCCCACUUCCUUCCCUUCUCCACCGCCGCUUCUGAGCCACUCCUUUCCUCACACCACCAACCACUUCUCUCUUCUUACCCUCUCAACACCCACAGCUCAUCUUUGCUCAAUUACACUACCACCAAUAUUGACCUUGACGUUGAGAGCUUCUUCACUUUGCUUCGCUUGUCCGUUCAAUACGAUGACGUUCCACUUGCCAAAGCCGUACAUGCUUCAAUCGUAAAACUUCAAGAAGAAGAGUAUACUCGUCUCGGUAAUCCUCUUAUUUCAGCUUAUCUCAAACUGGGUCUUACUUUUGAUGCUUAUAAAGUGUUUAGUGCACUUUUAAAUCCCAAUGUUGUGUCUUUUACUUCUUUGGUUUCUGGUUUUGCGAAGUCGGGUCGAGAGGAGGAGGCGAUUGAGCUGUUUUUUAGGAUGAGAGAUGAAGGUAUUCAGCCUAAUGAACAUAGUUUUGUUGCUAUUUUGACUGCUUGUAUUAGACUUUUGGAGUUAAAUUUUGGUUUACAAGUUCAUGGUUUGAUAGUCAAAAUGGGUUAUUUGGAUAGUGUUUUUGUUGCUAAUGCACUUAUGGGACUUUAUGGUAAAUUUAGUGGAUUGAUGGAGUGUGUACUUAAAGUGUUUGAUGAAAUGUCUCAACGAGACAUUGCGUCGUGGAAUACUGCGAUUUCUAGUCUGCUUAAGGAGCUUAAGUAUGAGAAAGCAUUUGAAUUGUUUCGUGAUAUGAAAAGAACUGAUGGUUUUAGAGUUGAUUAUAUCACAAUUUCGACCCUUUUAACUGCUUUUUCUGGGAAUUUUGGUUUGACGGAAGGCCGAGCCCUUCAUGCUCAUGCUAUUAGAAUCGGGUUAGAGGGCCAUUUGAGUGUCAACAAUGGGCUUAUUGGGUUCUACACUAAGUGUGGAAGUGUAAAAGAUGUGGAAGUUAUAUUUGAGAGAAUGCCUAUUAGAGAUGUUAUUACAUGGACGGAGAUGAUUGUAGCGUACAUGGAAUUUGGGUUAGUGGAUUCUGCUGUGGAGACAUUUGAUAUGAUGCCUGAGAAGAAUUGUGUUUCUUACAAUGCUCUUCUAGCUGGAUUUUGUAAGAAUGGUAGAGGCAUGAGAGUGAUUGAUUUGUUUGUUAAUAUGGUGGAGGAAGGUUUAGUUUUAACAGAUUUCACUUUGACUAGUGUUAUUAGUGCUUGUGGGUUGCUCGCAGAAGUAAAAUUGAGUGAGCAAAUUCAUGGGUUCCUUUUGAAGUUCGGUUUUAGUUCAAAUGCUUGCAUUGAAUCAGCAUUGCUUGAUAUGUUGACAAGGUGUGGGAGGAUGGCAGAUGCUGAUAAGAUGUUCCACCAGUGGCCAUCAGACCAGGGAAACUCUAUAAAUUGGACAUCAAUGCUAUGUGGGUAUGCUCGAAAUGGGCAGCCGGAAAAUGCAAUUUUUCUUUUCCACCGUGGCCAAUCAGAAGGACUAAUGGUUAUGGAUGAAGUUGCAAUAACUUCAGUACUUAGUGUAUGUGGAACUUUAGGGUUUCUUGAGAUGGGAAAACAAAUCCACUGUCAUGCUCUUAAGACUGGUUUUUCUUCCGAUGUAGGAGUGGGAAAUUCAAUAACUAGCAUGUAUUUUAAGUGUUGCAACAUGAAUGAUGCCAUUAGGGCUUUUCAUGCAAUGCCCUCACACGAUAUAGUUUCUUGGAAUGGUUUGAUUGCAGGCCAUCUUCUCUACCGACAGGGUGAUGAUGCCUUGAAUGUUUGGUCAAGGAUGGAGAACGCAGGCAUAAAGCCAGAUGCAGUAACUUUUGUUUUGAUUAUUUCAGCUUACAGAUACACUAACUCAAAUUUAGUUGAUAGUUGCCGUAAAUUGUUUCUCUCCAUGAAAACCAUUUAUAACAUUGAGCCCAGUUCAGAGCAUUAUGCAUCCUUAGUUGGUGUCUUGGGAUACUGGGGUUUCCUUGAAGAAGCAGAAGAAAUGGUCAACAAAAUGCCUUUUGAACCAAAGAUUUCAGUUUGGCGAGCUUUGCUUGAUAGUUGUAGAGCCCGCAAGAAUACUACCAUGGGGAAAAGAGUUGCGAAGCAUAUACUUACUAUGGACCCACAAGAUGCCUUUACAUAUGUGCUUAUAUCAAAUUUGUAUUCUGCAUCUGGUAGAUGGCGUAACUCUGAAAUGGUCAGGGAGGAUAUGCGAGAAAAGGGGUUUCAGAAGCAUCCAAGUAAAAGUUGGAUUAUUCAUCAGAACAAGGUGCAUUCAUUCUACACAAGAGACAAGUCCCACCCACAAGAAAAAGAGAUAUAUAGUGGAUUAGAAAUACUAAUCUUAGAAUGCCUCAAAGCUGGGUAUCUACCAGACACAAGCUACGUUCUUCAUGAAGUUGAGGAGUACCAAAAGAAGGAUUUCUUGUUCUAUCAUAGCGCAAAACUAGCAGCAACCUUUGGGCUUCUGACGACCCAGCCCGGAAAACCCAUUCGGAUUUUGAAGAACAUCCUUGUUUGUGGGGAUUGCCAUACGUUCUUGAAAUAUGUCUCAGAUGUUGCUAGAAGAGAGAUAGUUCUCAGGGAUGCUUCGGGAUUUCAUCAUUUUUCAGAUGGACAGUGUUCAUGUAAAGAUUUCUGGUAGUUGAUCAAUUUACUAAUCAUCCAAAGCCAAUCCCCUUCUUUGUACAGGCACAUUAUUGAAGUUUUGACAUUUUCCCCUUAUUUUUGGCAAAUCGAAAAGUUUCAAGCUGUGUAGUGUAUAGCUUAGAUGUGUUUCAAUAAUUAAAUUGUGUAAUUCUUCAUAAUAUUAGUCAAUACAGGUAUUUUGUUGAGGUCUUUCAAGGCUGUUGGGUAAAUUGUCAUUAAUGAAAAUUUUGUUCAAGCCUAUAAACAGAAUGGAGUGAAUGUUAUCAUAGUGUUAGCCUUGGAUCAGAGAAUGCAAAAUAACAAUUACACUUCAGGUGUAAUUUUAAUUGAGUUUAAAUGAUCUAUUAAUUCUAUUUAAGGAUCUCUAACUAGAGAAAUGAGUUCUUCUUA